Molecule: messenger RNA, 1909 nt
Organism: Notodromas monacha
Lineage: Eukaryota; Metazoa; Arthropoda; Ostracoda; Podocopida; Cyprididae
Source: the annotation of a GenBank genome assembly
GUUUUUUAUCGGAACAAAAAUGAGACAAAAACAUGCUCUCGUUUGCAUUUUGCUGAGCGACUCUUGACGAUCGUCAGUUGAGGAUUUGUCUCAGCGCGAGACAGUUAAACCUCGAGUUUUCCGACAUUUCGUGCCUCAGCAUGGACCCGAAUUGUCCCAUGCAUGGCUACAAUGCUCAGGGACGGCCACCGGUUUGUCCCUUACACGGGGCAUCAGGAGGAAUGUGGAAUGGAGCUUUCGCCCCUUUCGGAGAUCGAGUGGAAAUCGCUCCUUCACUUGGUCCAAACUCGGGCGUUCGUCAACAGCCACCACCUUCGAAUUCGUAUUCCAGGCCCACGGUAUAUUCCAAUCAAACGCAUCAGCCGAUGGCUCAGCAGCAGACGCGGUUCCACAACAACUUCGGUGCCUUCGCACCAGAACGCUCGGGCGCUUCCAUCUGCACCGCAUGCGGCGGCGUAAGCCAGGCUUACGGGAACCACGAAUUUGACAUGAGCUUCCCGGACUUUCCGAGCGAGGCGCCCAGGUUCGGCUACGGUGAGCAGCAGCCUUCCUUCGGCUCAGGCUAUCGCAGCGGGGCGCAAUCUACCAAUCCGAGCGCAGCCAGGGUUCGCUACGGCGGGACCGGGAAUUCUACCGGGUUUGCUGGGGGAAGCUCGUACUCCAGGCCUGGGGCCAGUUAUCCGCGGAGCAACUCGGGAUCCGGUGCCAACUGCGGGCCGAGUGGAUGAUAGAGCGCUUCGGCUCGAUUUCGGCGCUUUACGCGUGCUGUGCGAGCUUUCAUGCGCAAGCUUUCGAAUUCACUUGUCCCAACUGAUGACGUUGGCGAGGUUCAAUACGUUUUUGUACGCCCGCUAACAGAUGCGAGGUGGAUUUCGUAGGCUUUUUGUUCUGUUUUUUUCUCUCUGAAAGUUAGCGUCAUUAGUUCGACAAGGUUCCUGACUGGAGUCGAUCUGUUGAUUUAUCGUCCAGAAGCAUUCGCAGGAAGAAUCGAAGUCCCAUAUUUCGCGUUAACGUUGAAAGUCGCCGCACCAAACUUAUAUUUUCGAGUGUCGCAAUGUUUCCCAAGCUUGAUUUUAGAGGUUCAUCGUUGAUCACGUUCGCUCUGAAAGCCGUUGGUUCGUACCUGGCUGAAGGAGGAUCACUUCUGCUUUUCAUUAUGUACCCGAUUGUUUACCAUAUCGUGGGUUCAACGGGCAAGAAACUGGAGGCCUUGUUACGUCUCUUGAGCUUCCGUGGAAACUUCAGCUAAUGCAGAGGGGGCCUGGAAUUCAUUCAAGGUAUUGUUUGCCGAAGAAGUCCCACGAGUUUUCUUGAUUUUUUCAAAAAUGUACGCACAUAUGAAACAAGGGAGAGUAGCGACAUUUAAAUUCCCAUGGAGAACCCUCAUCUAUUUUACGGCAGGAUUUAAUUUUCUGUCUCUUGGAUCAGUUUUCAUACGAUUUCGGUUGCGCAGACGUUCUUCGUUUAUGGAGUUACAGAUUACAGAUACAUAACGCACGUCGACGAACCUAUGUCUUAAUAUUCCACGCUCUGGUAGGAUAUAAACUAUAAUUGUUGAAAAUAAAAAUUUUAGAACACCUCUUGAGCCCCCGUGUUGAUUCGUUAUAUGAAGCGCCAACAUGUUUCCGGGAAUUUUUCAGGAAAGGACUGUUAGCCUGGUACGCAAGCCAGACGUAUUCUAAUCAUUUUCACGGAAUUUCCCUCCGAAUUUUUUAUCUGUAGUAUCUGUAAUCGAGUGAGCACGGUACUCGCCGAAUCCCAAUUUUUUUCAUUUGUACGUUGAACGGUGAGCAGGGUUUUUCGUGAUAAUUUUGAGCAGAUGACCAUUUUGAAGCUUUGAUGUGGUUUAUAGUGGCAUUCUUUGGUUCCGCUCGAAUGAGGAAAAAUAAAAUCGUUCGAAGUCCAAGAA